This is a messenger RNA of Fusarium falciforme, 1488 nucleotides long. RefSeq names its product MFS domain-containing protein. Gene Ontology annotation, molecular function: transmembrane transporter activity. Gene Ontology annotation, cellular component: membrane. The record is from RefSeq and is a predicted model, not a curated record. The transcript has 5 exons. Gene Ontology annotation, biological process: transmembrane transport. Lineage: Eukaryota; Fungi; Ascomycota; Sordariomycetes; Hypocreales; Nectriaceae. The coding region runs from base 1 to 1488 and encodes 495 amino acids.
AUGACGGGCUCAGUUCGCUCCAAGCACGCAUCACUCGACAUCAAAGACAAUGUCGAGUUCGAGGAGGUCGCCCCUCCACACGAUGCCAUCCUCGAGAGGUAUGAGUUGAUCCGGAAUAAGACGCCUGAAGAGUUGAAGGCCAUUGAGAAAUCUCUUGUUCGAAAACUCGACUGGAAAUUCUUGCCCAUGGUAACCGCCAUGUUGUUGAUGAACUACCUUGACCGCAUCAACGUCUCCAACGCCCGACUGGCCGGCAUGCAAGAAGACCUACACAUGUCGGACACAAUGUGGUCUGCCGGCAUCUCCAUGUUCUACGUCGGAUACAUCAUCUCUCAGAUCCCCGCCAACGUCAUCAUUGCCAAGGGCAGCCCUCGCCUUCUUAUGCCCUGCUGCAUGCUUGCCUGGUCCGUCACGACAAUCUGCAUGCCCGCCAUUACACGGGGCUGGGGAUUCAUCCUCUGCCGGUUCAUCGUGGGCGUCACUGAGGGUCCGUUUGUGCCCGCCGUUUCUUUGAUGACUUCGUCUUGGUACACAAAGCACGAGUCGCCACUGCGCAUGGGCAUCUGGCAUGCUGGAAACACCAUCUCACAAGCCCUCUCUGGCCUCCUUGCGGCUGGCAUCUUGACAAAUAUGGACGGGAUUGCGGGUCUCACGGCGUGGCGAUGGUUCCUUCUUCUUGAAGGCAUCGUGAGCAUUCUUGUUGCUAUAAUCAGCUUCUGGUUCAUCCCCAACUUUCCAGACUCGACUGGGACCUACUUCAUCACGGAGGAAGAGGCCGCCAUGGCACAGUAUCGGCAGGCGGUCUCUGCUGGUGGCCUCUCCGAAGACGAUACGGGCGACUACUGGGGAGGCGUAUGGAUGGCCAUGAAAGAUCCCUUCUCACACUUAUUUGCCGGCAUUCACUUUGCUUUGAUCAUUGCCCAGUCAUACAAGGACUUUUUCCCUUCGAUUGUCGCUACGCUUGGCUUCCAUGACAAUGCCACAUAUCUCAUUCAGGCGCCCCCGCCCAUUAUCGCCUUUCUUGUCACAUUGGCCAUCUCGUGGUCUUCUGGUCGAAGGCUGGAGCACGGCUACCACAUCAUCGUGCCCAUUCUCUUUACGCUGGUUGGAUGUGCCGUCAUGAUCACCACCCUCAAUGUCGGGGCUCGGUACUUUAGCAUGAUCCUCCUUGUCGUGGGUCCGUUUGUUGGUCUCAACAUUCAAAUCUCUUGGGAGACGACCGUCGUUCCACGUCCCCGCACUAAGCGUGCUGCUCUCAUUGCCUAUGCCAACUGCGUCUCGUCUGUUUCUCACUGGUUCACGCCCUACUUCUUUCUGAGGAAUCAGGAGCCCUACUACCAGACGGGCGGUGGUGCCAUCAUCGCGGGAUGCGGCCUUACUGUUAUUCUGGUUCUGGUCACCAAAUGGUACUGCGCCAAGAAGAACAAGGCGCUCAAGGAGGCUGAGGAAGCUGCUGGGGAGCCCGAGGGAUGGAGAUAUGCAAGCUGA